Spirodela intermedia is the source of this 3264-nucleotide messenger RNA. Lineage: Eukaryota; Viridiplantae; Streptophyta; Magnoliopsida; Alismatales; Araceae. The record is from the annotation of a GenBank genome assembly.
AUGAUUGAAGCCGUGAGAAGGUCGGCAGUGCUUUACCACUAUCCUUGCCCCGACGGAGCUUUCGCAGCCCUAGCUGCGCACCUUUACUUCUCGGCGCUGUCUCUGCCUGUCGUCUUUAUCCCCAACACUGUCUACGAUCCCGUCAGGUUUUGGUUCAUCAACUCUUCUCUCGCAGUCAGUGCACCUUUGGGUUUCGAAGUCCCCGAUCUGGAAAACAGAGCGCAGGGGCGAUUACCGCGCGUUUUAACUCAUGCUAUCAACAACUGAAAGUUUGGCUCCGUACGCGUAUCAUUAUGGUGCCUUUUGUUGAGGACUCGUAUUCUGGAGAGCAGUCGGGAGGGUAGCUGCCAUACUCGAAUGUGCUCGUCUUCUAUUUUUUGAUCCUAUAAUUUGUUUUGCCUAUGUUACGAUCUACUGAUACUGAGCGAGCCAUCAGAGUUUGCGUGUUCAUGUUGGAUUAUCUUUCGUUGCAGGGUAGAGAACAUUCCUUCUGAAGAAUUCGAGGAUGUGUACCUUCUGGACUUCGCCGGGCCUCCGGGAUUUGUUAAAAAAACGUCUUCAAAGGCUAAAAGGUAUGUCAAUAUUUCUUUCCAAUCUUGUGGAAUUAAAUCAAAAUUUAUUAUUCAGUAUGCCGUUUGCAAUAAUGUCUGUUAAGAGGCCCAGAUGUGUUGCAGUAAUGAGGUAUGGGGCUAAUAUUUUCGGCUGAUGCCCGUGCUUCCAAACCUGCUCUCAUUCCAUCUCCGGCCCUCCUAUUGAUCUUUGCCAUGUCCGCCAUUGGGCCAGACCGAACCCAUCCAGAGUGAAUUGACUCAGGGAAGAUUAAGCCCCUAAAAGCCCAGACGGGUCGGGCUCUUCUGGUUCUGAAUACCACGCUGGGAAUUGUCUGGCUGUUUUCUUUCCCACAAUGCAUGAAGAAUUCUAGACUUUUUCACUGUUCUGUAGCUUUUUUUUUAACUAGUAACUUAAGCAAUGAAUUAUGGUCCUGAUCAUCUUUCCAGGAAGAAUGAUGACUAAUACAUUUUCCCUGUUUUUUUCCUUUCAGUGUAAUCAUUUUAGAUCAUCACAAAACUGCGCUGGAGGAACUUUCCAGAAGUGAUCAGCAGUCAAGUAACGUUACAAAGGUCAUAGACCUGAAAAGGAGUGGCGCUACCAUCGCUUAUGAUUUCUUUAGGGACAGGCUUGUAAAGAGAUCCAAGUCUUUAGGGCAUGCUGUGACGGAUGGUAAUGCUUGGCCACUCGGCAGAUUGGCCAGCAAAAAUGAGGUAGAGAGAGUCAGCCGGCUCUUUAAACUCGUCGAAGAUGGGGAUCUGUGGAGGUGGACUAUUCGACAUAGCAAGGCUUUCUACUGGGGCCUGAAGGACAUGAAUAUAGAAUAUAACGUCGAUCUGAACCCAUCCCUCUUUGAUCAGGUAAGAGAUUCUGUGUAGAAUCUGUUUCAAACUUGGAACAAUCUUUGCCACGUUUAAACUUAUUGGCUGUCGAAUUAGAAUGCCCAUCUUCUGUGGGUGAGCUAUUGCUUACUCAAAUAGUGAGCAGUCUGGUCAGAGAUACAAGGCUCAUGAUCAUCACUGUGACGAUCUCUGAUUCAAACCAUUCCUUCUUGUUCACUCGGUAAAGGAUUUGUUCAUGGAAUGGCAUCUUGCUUUCCCCAAGGGGUAAUAGAGAAUAUACUAUUCAGCUGAAAUACUCGUGCAUGCUUCCUCUUCUUAGAGAUUGUUUUUUUCAAAGAAAGUUGUUCUCCUUUAAUAUUAACAACUGAGGAGGAGGUUGGGGGGGGAUGUAAGCCCUUCAAGUCUGUUUUGAUCUGUCGAUGCGGGAUCUUUCCCUCCUGGAUGAUCGGAUGAGGCCAGAAUAAUUACAUGAUUUAUGGUGAGCCAUGAAGAUAUUGGAUAAGUAAUGAAUCGACAAGAACAAAUACCAAGUAUUAAUUAAUUGUCGGCGUUUACCCCUUGUGGUUGGUGAUGAAUUAACGUAGAACAUUAAUCCUGCACUUCUGAAGGGUAGAAAACUAUGCCGACAUUACCCAUAGAGCGGUGUUAUUGAUAUUCCGUCAUGGACUCAUUCUGGGCAGUUGACUGAUGCACCCUAGACGAUGGAUUCGAUCACUUUUCUUCAUUCCGCUACUUUCCCUUGUUCAUGGGACGUGGGUGGAGGAGGAGGAGGCUCCUUCUUCUGUCCAUCUUGACCCUUCAUCCUCCUGUACUUGUUGUAGAUAUAUACCGAGGAUGUAGCCUAUGAAAUGAGAGCUACUCUGGCAGCUGUUCUGCAGAACAGCGUUGUAUAAGUGACCACUUAUGUUCCAAGCUUGGCUGCAUAUUUCGGCUUCUGUAAUUUAUUCAUUUAUCAUUUAUGGAAUAAAGUCUGCUCUUCCUGCUAUGUAACCUCGUGAAGUAAUUUAAAAUCAUACAGCUUCUUGCUUUAGACCCAGAUUUCGUCAUUGACCACGGCAAAGAGACGAUGCUCUGUAAGCAAAAGUUAAUACAGGAGGCUGUUGACCAGUCAUACGGAAUAGUUCUUGGCGGUGGAUUAUUUGGCCGCUGCUUGGUAUGCAUGCACACCAACCAACCCCCCUCCCUCUCUCUCUCUCUCUCUCUCUCUCUCUCUCUCUCCUGGAUUGCCUUGAAUCCUCUAUCUCUUCUGGUGGGGGAUUUUUUCGGAGCUACCGCUGUACAUGAAUCCCCAAUUUAUUUUGUAUUUUUUUUUAUGGUUUACCCAUUAAUUGUUUAAAUUAGGUUCUUAACUGAGAUGCCCACUUGGGUUUUCCGCCCAGGCUGUCAAUGUCGAUGCCAUCUCGGAUCUAAGGAGUGAUAUUGGGAACCAAUUAGCUGAGAAGAGUCAAAGCCUCGGAUUGAGGUUCUCUCUCUGCUCUUCUCUGGUCACUUUCAUUCCUGAAUCAUUCAUCUCCCCCAUGCUUAUUACCCUCUUUUGUUCUGAAUCCAGGGGCAUUGGUGCUGUUGUCUACAAGGUGUCCGAACUUGGAAAUGAUCAGCUGCUGAAGGUGAGCCUGAGGAGCGUAGGCCCAGAGGACACAACGCCCAUCUCUCAGGUACCUUUGAUUGGGAGCCCUUGGGAUACGCCACCCACACUCAUCUCCACCUCAGAGCUAAUAUCUCACAGUAAUAUCAGUAUGGGACUAUUUAUUCUUUGCGCCUUCCUUGUGCUCUUGGGCAGGCCCAUGGAGGAGGAGGGCAUCGUAAUGCGAGUUCCUUCAUGGUGGAUUCCUCAGAGUUUGAGAAGUGGAAGGUCACCGCUGGAGCAGAUUAA